AUGCGAUGGUGUCCCCACGGGAUCAAAUUUCAGCGUCGCAGCUGGGGACUGGCUUCGCGGUCCUUGAGGGGAGAGCAUGAGCAGGUGAAGCCCUUGGAGACCAACUCUUCCAAAGUCAAAGUUAAGUCCACCAUGAUGAUUCCUGACUCCCAGAAGCUCCUGCGCUGCGAACUGGAGUCACUCAAGAGCCAGCUACAGGCCCAGACCAAGGCUUUCGAGUUCCUAAACCACUCAGUGACCAUGUUGGAGAAGGAGAGCUGCCUGCAGCAAAUCAAGAUCCAACAGCUUGAAGAGGUUCUGAGUCCUAUGAGCCGCCAGACAGAGAAGGAGGGACACAAGUGGGGCAUGGAGCAGGGACGGCAGGAGCUGUAUGAGGCCCUAGCUCAAGGCCUGCAGGGACUACAGAAGACCCUGCGUGACAGCGAGGAGGUGCAGAGGGCCCGCACCACUCGCUGCCUGCAGCUGCUGGCCCAGGAGAUCCGGGACAGCAAGAAGUUCCUGUGGGAGGAGCUGGAGCUGGUGCGGGAGGAGGUGACCUUCAUCUAUCAGAAGCUCCAGGCUCAGGAGGACGAGAUCACAGAGAACCUGGUGAACAUCCAGAAGAUGCAGAAGACACAGGUGAAGUGCCGCAAGGUCCUGACCAAGAUGAAGCAGCAGGGGUAUGAGACAUCCAACUGGCCGGACACUGAGGAGAUGCCACCAGGAGGCAGAGGCUCCUGGAGGGAUGACCUCCAAAAGGAGCUGAGUGACAUAUGGUCUGCUGUGCACUUGCUGCAGAACUCCUUUGAUGGCUUCACCAUGUCCUCAGGCCUCCCCAGGGCCUUGAACCUCAGGGGCUACAAAGGGCACCGAGGCCUGAGCCCUCUGUUCCUCUCCUGGGACUCAGACUCAGACCAGGAUCCUUCCCAGCCACCACUCAGCAAGAGCCGCUCCUUCCCAUCUGCCUGAGCAGCCGGGACUGCUCUCCCUGAA
Neomonachus schauinslandi (Hawaiian monk seal) is the source of this 972-nucleotide messenger RNA. RefSeq names its product coiled-coil domain containing 159 (gene CCDC159). The coding region runs from base 1 to 948 and encodes 315 amino acids. Lineage: Eukaryota; Metazoa; Chordata; Mammalia; Carnivora; Phocidae. The transcript is spliced from 11 exons. The record is from RefSeq and is a predicted model, not a curated record.